Triticum dicoccoides is the source of this 2156-nucleotide messenger RNA. RefSeq lists its product as uncharacterized. Lineage: Eukaryota; Viridiplantae; Streptophyta; Magnoliopsida; Poales; Poaceae. The coding region runs from base 115 to 1686 and encodes 523 amino acids. The record is from RefSeq and is a predicted model, not a curated record. Gene Ontology annotation, cellular component: chloroplast envelope. The transcript has 13 exons.
AUGCAAGGGCAGCACACGCCGCCGCUUCCUCCUCCUCACCUUCCCUCCACAGCCACUCCUCCCGGCAAGAUGCCCACCAUCAUCUCCUCCUCCUAGACCUCAGCCGGGCCAGCCAUGACCGCCACCGCCGCCGCUUCCCUUUCCCUCCACCUCCGCCUCCGCCCUCCUCCCCAUGCCCACCGCAGCCCCCUUCGCCAUGCCCCGUUCCUCCUAUCCCCUUCCCCGUCCACCCCUUGGCCUCCUCACCACCUUCACGUCGCUAAUGGCCGGCUCCCUCCCCCUUGCCGCCCCUCUGUGAAGGCGCGGGUAGGUACCAUCGAGGCUCCGAGCCUCGCGCGCCUUGGGGGCGCCGUAGAGACCGACCGCCUCCCCGCCGACGUGCGCGACCGCGCCAUGGACGCCGUCGACCACUUGGGCGGCCGCGUCACAAUCGGCGACGUCGCCUCCCGCGCCGGCCUGCAGAUUGACCAGGCAGAGCGCGCGCUCCAGGCUCUCGCGGCAGACACCGGGGGCUUCCUGGAGGUUUCGGGGGAAGGGGAGGUGCUGUACGUCUUCCCCGAAGACUACAGGGCGAAGCUCGCCGGCAAGUCAUUCAGAAUGCGGGUCGAGCCACUGGUCGAUAAAGCCAAGGAAGCGGGUGCCUAUCUGGCGCGGGUGUCUUUUGGGACAGCACUAGUUGCUUCCAUUGUGCUUGUAUAUGCUACCAUCAUUGCCAUUCUCUCAAGCUCGAGCAGUGAUGAAGAUAAUCGUGGAAGGCGGCGCAGAUCCUAUGGCUCUACGAUGUUCCUCCCAACAGAUUUAUUUUGGUACUUGGAUGCAGGUUCCUCCAGGAGGAGGCGGGUAGAAAAAGAUAAGGGGAUGAGCUUUAUUGAAUCUGUCUUCUCGUUUGUAUUUGGGAAUGGUGAUCCUAAUGACGGGCUUGAAGAGAGAAGGUGGAAGAUGAUUGGGCAGUAUAUUUCAUCGAAUGGUGGAGUUGUUACGGCAGAAGAACUGGCACCGUAUCUUGAUGUACCGGCACCUGCAGAGCAAACCAACUCCAAGGAUGAUGAAUCAUUUAUUCUUCCAGUUCUUUUACGCUUCCAGGGACAUCCUUUAGUUGACGAUCAGGGAAACAUUCUUUAUCGAUUCCCAUCGCUGCAACGCACUGCUUCCUCGAAAGGAGGUGGGAGUAGGGAAUAUGUUGGUACAAGAUGGUCUACAAUGUCGAGUGGCGUUGAAAAGUUUAUGGAAGAGAAACCAUGGGAAUUCAGUAAAGCAAAUGCAUUAGAGAGGGCAAUGGUUGCUGGUUUGGGAGGACUCAAUCUUUUUGGCGUCAUAAUUCUGGGAAACUUACUGAAGCAAAUGACAAUGACACCUGGUGGGCUUAUCUCAUUUGCUGCGCAGUUAUUUCCCUUGCUUCAGAUAUAUGCUGGCUCCUUUUUUGCAAUACCAUUAUUUAGAUGGUUGCUGCUACGCAAGACCAACAAUGACAUUGCAAGGAGGAACAAGGCUAGAGAAGAGAGAGCCCAGGAACUUUUGUCGCCAGAACCUUCUCUCAGAAGAAAGUUGCUCAGUGCACGCGACAUGGCUCAGCGGAAGGUGAUUACACCAGGGGAGAUUGUCUACACAACCGAAAAGGAUCUAUUGGAUCAGGAAUAUGAAGUUAGGGAGUGGGAAAGGCGAUUUAAGAAACUUGAGUCAGACUGAUGGUAAUGAUGGAUAGUACUUGAGAUUCAUAUUAUAUAUGGAUGGUCCUUUGGUCGUCUGGCUUGCUGAUCAUUCUUGGAUGGAGGAUAGAUCUGACCGAACCAUUCAACCAAGUGGGCAGAAUGCCUAGAUGAGAGACUGGAUGGUUCUUAGGCCCACUGAUGUGCUGUGAAGUUUUUGCCGAAGCAGUCUUUAAUACUACCAUUCAUCAAAGGUAUUGCUGCUGCUGUACAUAUCUGUAACAUUUAGUCUAUACACAUGUAUAUAUAGUUGUAGAUCAAUGAGCGGAAGGAGGGAAUUCUAAUUCAGAACUAGGGAAUUGAAAUCCAGAACUGAACACCGGAACAGUAGGACAUGUAAAGGAUAAUGCCCACCCAUUAAACUGUUGUCUCAGAUUGGGUAUUCUGGAUCUAGAUUGAUGACACUGGUGUUGAAGUCUAAUUCCAUGAUAUAUGCAUGAGAGAAUUCCA